AUGGCGAUCGCAGACCCCGAAUUCGCAGCUAUUGGAGGGAGAUAUAGUGAUAUCAUACCAGAUCUUGAUUUCAGGGAUUUCCUAACUGCGCAUAUGGAUGAUGACGACGUUCACUAUACCCCAUCAGGGUCGUCAUCUUACAUCUAUCAUGCGAGAUCUUCGACCCAUGGAACACUUCAAGUACAACACCCCAUAUCCUCUCCUAAGCUAUCAAUCCCGCCUGUGCCAACUCAAGCUAUCCGAUCGCUUGUCCAGCGCCCAAACAUGAGACCCGGGACGCACAGGAUAGCAAAGCUGAUACUUCACAAUCUAAAAUCAUAUCCCCAGAUGCUGCUGCUCCACAACACGCUUCCACCAUUUAUCCACCCGUCUUUCUUAUCUUCCGAUCUCUGCAACCCCAAUUUCGAACCGUUAACCAAUUGCAUCGCCCUGGUGCAUAUGAUCGGCAGCGGAAUUCAAGCAAGCCGACGGUUGUUCUGGAAGAACGUACGGAUGGAAUGUGAACGGUUAUGUGAAGAGCACCUGACGUUAAACAAGUGGGAACUGCUGGCUGCUAUGCAAGCCCUCUCUAUUUAUAUUAUUAUCCGAUUAGAUGAAGGCGAGACAGAUUACAAUAACUUUGAUUCACUGUUGCUGAAAGCAAUCACAGCAAUCUCUAAGCGGCUCAGCUGCAGCGAGAUCACAAAGAAUGUAAAGUUUGCGCUACACAACUGCGAUCUCAAAAACAACUGGAAGGAAUGGACCUUCGAGGAGUCAGGGCGAAGAUUAUGCGUCAUUUAUCGUGUCGUGAAUAUGCUGGUUUACUUUGAACCAGCAGCAAUGUGUGGUCUGCAGACGGACCUUAUUAUAGCACCUCUUCCAGCAAAGAAGCAGCUUUGGGAGGCAGGUGAUGAGCUUUCAUGGGAGGCUGAAAAUGGAAGAGAACCUGGGAUCCAGACUGCGUUUGGGCUGGCAUCAAAUGGUGACCUAGUCAAACUCGGGGGAGGUCAGCUAUGUUAUGCUGAUGAAGUGCUGGCUUAUAAGUCAUUUACUGCCAGCGGCUCGGGAAAUUGGGAGGAGUGGUGCUCGGGGAUGGAUGGGUUUGGCGGUCUUAUAAUGCUUGCUGCUUCUUUGGUAGGGUAG
Messenger RNA from Aspergillus bombycis, 1122 nucleotides. RefSeq lists its product as uncharacterized. The transcript has 4 exons. Lineage: Eukaryota; Fungi; Ascomycota; Eurotiomycetes; Eurotiales; Aspergillaceae. The record is from RefSeq and is a predicted model, not a curated record. The coding region runs from base 1 to 1122 and encodes 373 amino acids.